This is a messenger RNA of Carassius auratus (goldfish), 879 nucleotides long. Its product is annotated as CREB3 regulatory factor-like. The transcript has 5 exons. The record is from RefSeq and is a predicted model, not a curated record. Gene Ontology annotation, cellular component: nucleus. Bases 1 to 459 code for a protein of 152 amino acids. Lineage: Eukaryota; Metazoa; Chordata; Actinopteri; Cypriniformes; Cyprinidae. Gene Ontology annotation, biological process: response to unfolded protein; regulation of transcription by RNA polymerase II. Gene Ontology annotation, molecular function: DNA-binding transcription factor activity, RNA polymerase II-specific; RNA polymerase II transcription regulatory region sequence-specific DNA binding.
AUGAGGUUGAAAUUGAAAGCUGAGGAGAUUGGCAAUGAACUCCGGAAACUCAAUAAAGUCAUUAGUGACCUGACGCCGGUUAGUGAGUUACCCUUAACCGCUCGGCCUCGGUCUCGUAAGGAGAAAAACAAACUUGCAUCCAGGGCCUGCAGGCUGAAAAAAAAAGCGCAGUAUGAAGCCAACAAAGUCAAGUUAUGGGGCCUUGGAACUGAAUAUGAUCGUUUGCUGUUUGUGAUCAAUGCAAUCAAAGAAGAGAUUGUCAGCAGAGUACAGGAUAUCUCACAUGACAAAGGAAAAAGCAUGACAGAGAAGCUGGAUAAACUCAUUGAGGAUACCAUAGUGCAGCCACCAGUGGCCGGCCAGACUUCAGACUUUGUGAAUCAGAUCCUGGAGAACACUGGGAAAGGAGAUCCCACCGGAGGGCUGGUGGGGUUGCGUGUUCCCACGUCGAAGGUGUAGAGUCAUGCCGACUGGCGAAGCCAUCCACGCCAUUCUUGUCCCACACUGUAACGGCCCGACACUCUGCAUGCCCAUUUCACUUGGAGACGCAUCCUCACAUUUAAAGUGAAUACAUGCAUACGAUACCGCUUGUCCGUGCAUACGUAUGUGUAUAUUCACCUUGUGCGCACCAAUGGAAAUGCAACUAGUAGUUAACCUUUGCACUCAGUAGUCCAUUUCCUACCAUGUGUGCAUGUGGCUGGUGGUAUUGUUUAACAGGCCGCCAUUUUGCAAAUAUUAAAAGCCAAUAUACGAGAUACCUCCAACAAAUGAGAAAAAGAGAGAGAACAUAGCUAAAUGAGCACCAGUUCUUGCUGUAGCAAUUUUUUCUCUUGCGUCCAGCUAAAUCUGUCAGAUGCCCAUUGAGAGUUUUGGGAAGCA